AUGAAAUCGUUAAAUCAUAUUGAUAUAAAAAAAACAGAAGAUAAUAAUGACGAUUUUAUAUCAAACUAUAUAAACAAUAAUAUUAAAAAUAUUGAGGAUGCAGAAAUAAGUCUUGAUAAAAUGGGGAAAGAAAUAUAUGAUCUUGAUAUAGUUAUGGAAGAAAAAAUUGAGAACUAUGUUUUAAAAAGAAAUGAAUAUGAAACCAAAUUUGAAAAUAUAAAAAAAAAAAUGAAAAUUAUUACUAAUUUAGUGGAAAAUGUAGAUAAACAAGCAGAAAAAGGAGCAGAAAUAUUAACUAAUUUAUGUAAUGAUAUUAAAAGACUCGAUAUAGGCAAACAAAAUGUUACAGAAGUUAUUUUAAUUUUAAAAAGAAUCACUAUAAUUAUCACAUCUGUAACUAGCUUAAAAAAAAAAGCUAUGAAACGUGAAUACAAAAACUGUAUGUAUUUAGUAUAUAUCAUAAAAGAUAUGUUUUCAUAUAUAAAUAGUUUAAAGGAAAUGAAUUCAACAAAUAUUGAAAAUGGAAAUCUUAUAAAUAAACUAAGCAUUCUAUACAACGAUAUAAAUGUUUUAUUUGACGAAUUGAAACAACAAAUUGUUGAAGAUAUUGAUUUAAUAUAUGACCCUGAUAUUCAUAUAGAAAAAAAUAUAAUAUAUUUAAACGAUAAUAAUGCUGAAAUUCAUAAUUUCGAAAUGAAAGAAAAAGACAACGAGUUCAAAAUAUAUAUUAACUUAUUUGAUGCGUGUAAUUGUUUAUAUCAAUUAAAUCCAAACUAUAUAAAUAAUAUAGUAAACAAAUUUGUUAAUUUUUUUUUAGAAAAAUAUAUUUCAAUUUUUGAUAAUCAUAAUAAUACAUUUGAAACUAUUGAUAGAAGAAUAUCUUGGUUAAAACGUGCAUUAAAUAAUUAUAAAAAUACAUAUAUUUAUAUUUUUCCUGAUUAUUUUAAUAUUCAAUUUUAUAUUGUAUCCAAAUUUUGUUUUAUAACAAAAAAACAUAUUAUCAAAAUGAUUUCUUAUUCUAUGGAAGAAAUUAAUCCAGCUUCUUUAAUUCAAACAGUUAUCAAAAUUAUUAAUUUUGAAAAAUUUUUGAUCAAAAAUAUAUUUUUUAUUCCUCCCCCUGGCCAUUUAUCUUUAGACAAUUUCAAUUUUAUAGAAUUACCAUUUCCUGAAAUGAUUCAGCAAAUUCCAUCACAAGUAAAAACAAAUACAAAACUUUACAAACAAACAAAUGAUACUAAUCAAAUAAAUAGUUUAAAUGAAAAUAUAGAAAUCGACCAAAAACAAGUAGCACACAAUAGUUCUACAAAAAAAACUCUUAUUUCCAAUAAAGAUAUAAAAGAAAUAAACAUAAUUGAAAAAACAAAUAAUAUACAAAAUGAUGUAAAUAAUUCGAGUAAAAAAUAUAAUAAUAAUAAUAAUAAUAAUAAUAAUGAAUACACAUUUAAACGAAUAAUUUCAUGUGUAUUUGAUAGCUAUUUAUGUAGUUGGUUAAAAUAUGAAGAAAAAAAAAUAUUAGAUAAAUAUGAAAAUAUAAUAAACGAAGAAAAUAAAGAAAUAAAUAAAAAUAGUAAAAAAGAGGAUGAUAAAAUUAUUCUAGAACAAUUCGAAAAAAAGGAAUUUAAUAAUAUUCAAAAUUUUAUAAAUUCAAAUGAAUAUGAUGAUAACAAGUCAAUUAAUCCAAACAUAUCAGAAAACAAUUUUGAAAACAUUUUACAAGGAAAAAAUAAUAUUUAUAAAUCUGCAUACAAAAUAUUUUAUCUAUAUAAAAGCUACAUAAAUAUGAUAUCGCAGUUUAGUAAUUGCAAAACACUAUUUGAUUUUUUUGUUUUUUUUAAAGGAUUAUUAACAAAAUAUAGUGAAGAAUUAAAUAAUAGAAUUAUAGAAAAAAUUGUUUUUAAAAAUAAAAUUAAUAAUUUAUUUUUAAUUUCUAAAAUUAUUAAUACAUGCUAUUAUAUUGAAAAAACUAUGGGAGAAGCUUAUGAAAAUAUUGUCAAUAUUAUAAACCCACUUUUUGUUGAAAAAAUUAAUUUCAAAGAACAAGACAAGUUAUUUUUAAAUAUAAAAACAAAAUGCAUAAAAAUUAUUAUGUCUUUUAUGAAUGAUCAAAUUGAUCAAAUUAUUCGAACUAAUAUAAUUAAUAUUUAUGAUAUUACACAAUUAAAAAAUAUAUCCCCUUAUAUUAUAAAUUUAAAAAAUUUUCUCCAUAAAUAUUUUUUAUUUUUUAAUCACAUUUUAAAUGAAACUUAUUUAAUUUAUUUGUUAGAAAAAACUACAGCAUUAAUAAUCGACAUUUUUUUUCAAAAUAUUUUUUCCUUUAACUCUAUAACAAAUGCCACAGCUCAACAACUACUAUUGGAUUGUAAUACAAUACAAAACAUAUUAUAUCAAAUUCCUAAGAUAUUAACAAAUUCAGAAAAUUUCAGAAUAACUAAAAGUCAAAUUGAUUAUAAUAUAAUUGAGCAAUCACAUUUUACAAAUUUUGGUGAAAAUAACACAGAAAUCGAUAUUAAUCAAUCCCUAAUUCCUAAAACUUACUAUAAUUAUAUUAAACAAAAAAUUAAUAAAAUACAAUUUUUAAUUAAAAUAUUUAUUUCAAACACUUUAGAUAUAAAUUCAUUUAAUAUACUACUUGCUCAAAAUAAUAAUAUAUGUACAAUCCAUGAAAUUGAAAAAAUAUUAUCUCUAAAAGAUGAUAAACAUAUUCACACACAAACAGACAUAAAUCAUAAUAAUAACAAAUAUAUCGACGAUUUUAAAAAGCGAGGAAUUCACGCUGCCGAGGAAAUUAAAUCAUUUUUUAACAAAAUAGCUAGCAUCUGA
Messenger RNA from Plasmodium berghei ANKA, 2820 nucleotides. RefSeq names its product vacuolar protein sorting-associated protein 53, putative. The record is from RefSeq and is a predicted model, not a curated record. Gene Ontology annotation, biological process: retrograde transport, endosome to Golgi. Bases 1 to 2820 code for a protein of 939 amino acids. The transcript has a single exon. NCBI's taxonomy places the organism in Eukaryota, Apicomplexa, Aconoidasida, Haemosporida, Plasmodiidae. Gene Ontology annotation, cellular component: GARP complex.